AUGAUAUGGCUGCCCAGCUCCGACCCGCUCUGGAAGAGCCUGCGCGGCAUCGUGGCCACCAACGUCUUCUCCCCGCGCAGCCUCGCCGUGGCGCUCGACGUCCGCCAGCGUAAGGUGCGGGACAUGGUGAGUUACUUCCGCGACUGCGCCGGCACAGAGUUGGACGUCGGCCAGGCACUGUACGGCGGCGUGCUAAACCUCGUGUCGAGCUCGUUCUGCUCCGUCGACGUGGUCGACAUGGGCGGCCAGUCGGCCCAGGGGGUGCGGAAGCUCGUUGAGGACCUCAUCGAGGUGAUCGCGAAGCCGAAUGUCUCCGAUCUUUUCCCUUUCCUUGGACCCCUCGACUUGCAAGGAUGGCGUCGCUGGACGGAGAUACGCUUCGAGAAAAUCUUCCUCAUAUUGGAUGGCAUAAUUGACCGUCGCAUGGCAGCUGCCAACGCCUCCACGGAGAAGCAAGGUGACUUCCUGGACUCGCUCCUCGAGCUCUUGUCCACAGGCAAGAUGGCUCGCGACAGCCUGACAACCAUAGUGUUCGAGGUCAUUGCGGCCGGGAGCGACGCCAUGUCCAUCACCCUAGAGUGGGCAAUGGCGGAGCUGCUUCGGAACCCAAGCGUCAUGGCAAAGGUCCGCGCGGAGAUAGACGAUGCUCUUGGCGGCAAGGAGACCAUCGGCGAGACCGACGCGGCGAGCCUGCCGUACCUGCAAGCCGUGGUAAAGGAGGCUAUGCGGCUGCACCCGGUGGCGGCGAUACUGCUGCCACACCGGGCCGUGGAGGAAGGCGUGGAGAUCGGCGGCUACGCCGUGCCGAACGGCUCAACGGUCAUUUUCAACGCGUGGGCGAUAAUGCGGGACCCGGCGGCGUGGGAGAGACCCCACGAGUUCGUCCCGGAGAGGUUCCUGGGCAAGGCAGACCAGGUGGUGGACUUCCGGGGCAAGGCCUUCGAGUUCAUCCCGUUUGGGUCCGGCCGGCGGCUGUGCCCCGGCGUGCCGAUGGCGGAGCGCGUGGUGCCGUUCAUCCUGGCCUCGCUGCUGCACGCAUUCGAGUGGCGGCUACCGGAUGGCGUUUCCCCCACGGAGUUGGACGUGAGCGAGAGAUUUACCACUGCAAAUGUGAUGGCUGUCCCACUCAAGGCCGUGCCCGUCGUGAUCACUUAA
Molecule: messenger RNA, 1155 nt
Organism: Triticum turgidum subsp. durum (durum wheat)
Lineage: Eukaryota; Viridiplantae; Streptophyta; Magnoliopsida; Poales; Poaceae
Source: the annotation of a GenBank genome assembly